AUGUCGGCCAGCUAUUGGUCUAGCUCGCAACGAUUACAUUGGCAAUUCACCAGAAACGAACUCAAUGAACACAGAGAACAGAUACAAGCAUUGGAAAAGAACUUAAACGUGCCAGGCUCUGAUCUUUCCAGGAUAAAUAUUAAGUAUGACACCAAUAUGAGAAUCUAUCUCCAUAACCUGAUGCAUAAACUGGGAAGAAAACUGGUAUUAAGACAGGUUAUUCUGAGCACAGCUGAGGUAUUUAUGACCCGAUUCUUGCUCAAAGUUUCUAUCAAAGAAGUGAACAUUUACUUGCUGGUGGCAACUUGCAUAUAUGUUGCCUGCAAGAUGGAGGAGUGUCCACAACAUAUACGGAAUCUAGUAAGUGAAGCAAGGAAUUGUUGGCCUGAAUUUAUUCCUAAUGAUUUGACGAAACUGGCCGAAUUCGAAUUUUACCUAAUAGAAGAACUGGACUGUUUCUUGCUGGUUCAUCAUCCAUACAACUCAUUGAUAUCAAUAGUGAAAGAUGUCUUGAAAGAUCCACGGUAUAAUAUUGCCAUCACCACUGACGAAUUGCAAACAUGCUGGUCAAUUAUAAACGAUAGUUAUAUCACGGACAUGCAUCUCUUAUUCCCUCCUCACAUUGUCGCCAUAACAUCCCUUUAUAUGACUUUGGUGACGUUUUCAAAGGAUUCCAAAAAGCUACAGACUUUUGUGAAAUUUCUUGCCCAUUGCAAAGUGGACUUGGACGAGAUCAUAGAAAGCACACAAGAAUUAUUAACACUAUAUGAAUACUGGAAUAGUUAUGACGAACUGAGUCUGAGAAAGGCAGUCCAUCGUCUUCUCCUAACUUUGAACAACAGUAACCAAUAA
Komagataella phaffii GS115 is the source of this 852-nucleotide messenger RNA. Its product is annotated as Cyclin-like component of the RNA polymerase II holoenzyme. Bases 1 to 852 code for a protein of 283 amino acids. Gene Ontology annotation, biological process: positive regulation of transcription by RNA polymerase II. Gene Ontology annotation, cellular component: mediator complex; nucleus. The transcript has a single exon. The record is from RefSeq and is a predicted model, not a curated record. NCBI's taxonomy places the organism in Eukaryota, Fungi, Ascomycota, Pichiomycetes, Pichiales, Pichiaceae. Gene Ontology annotation, molecular function: cyclin-dependent protein serine/threonine kinase regulator activity.